Messenger RNA from Amoebophrya sp. A25, 1454 nucleotides. The record is from the annotation of a GenBank genome assembly. NCBI's taxonomy places the organism in Eukaryota, Dinophyceae, Syndiniales, Amoebophryaceae.
CAAAGAAGGCAGAUACAUCUAGGCUGGAUCUAGCUUUGGUUUUUUUGAUAGCUUUUUAUUUUACAUGUUGUUCAAAACAUUUCCGUUGUAGCUUUUGAAGAGAGAAUUCUCUUGAUUCUGAUUCUCCCUUUAUCAUAUUCUCCUUUAGACCUAGCUGACCAGGAUAGAGAAAAUGACCAUGUCAACAGACACAACGAGCGUCACUUUGCCGGCAUCGCGGUACUAUGCGGCGCAGGACUUGUCGGGUAAAACCGCGCUCGUCACUGGCGCCACUGCGGGUAUUGGCGAAGCUAUCGCAUGCCGCUUCGCAGAACUUGGUCUGAAGAAGCUGGUGCUAUGUGGUCGUCGCACAGAACGUCUGGAUGCGCUCAAGAAGCGACUUGUUUCUUAAGGCCGCUAGAUGUUUCACGACCUCACUCACAUUUAUCCACAGGGAACAAAAUUAUGACCAGGAAGAUAAGAAAAAGAGAAGUAGAUUGUCCUCAUGAUCUAAGUCUCUGAAAUCAAGGAUCCCUCUCUUGAAACCAGCAUCGUCUGCAUUACUCUUGACGUCACCGACAAGGGAGCCGUCGAGAAGAUGGCUGAGGAAAUCGGCGUGAUCGACAUCUUAGUAAACAACGCUGGGCUUGCCUUGGGCACGGGUGCAGCCGACGAAACUCCGUAUGAGGACACCAUGCAGAUGUUUCAGACCAACGUGAUCGCCUGCUGUCAUCUGACUGCUGUCUUCGGGUCUAAGAUGCGCAAGCAAGGAUAUGGCCACCUGCUCUUUAUCUCCAGCGUGGCAGCGAAGGACUACUAUGAAGGCGGUUCUUCAUACUGCGCCACGAAGCACGCGAUUCGCGGCUACGCGGAUGCUUUGCGGUGUGACGUUGCGGGAACGCCGUUGCGCGUCACUACUAUCUCUCCAGGAAUGGUGGAAACGGAAUUUUCGGUGGUGCGAUUCAAGUUAUGGUGAAGAAUUUUGUUAUAGUAGACUUAGAACUUCGACGGACAACUCGUUUACUUUCAUUCACGUUAAAUAGUAGACUUCUCAGAGUCAGAAGUAUCGUUUAGAUCUAGGAAGAGUGCCACCUGAAGAUUCGUUGUAAAAAUUAUCAACCUCGUCUUCUUUUUCUGGUUUUUUCUAGUUACCCGCUCCACCGCAAAUUAUAGCGUAUAUAGCCAUCAUUCACAUCGUCUUCUUUCUGAACAAGGUGUACUUUGCAUCCAUUAGUACUAGAACUUCUUCUGACCGGGGUCAUCUAAUCAAAGGCGACGCAGGAAAAGCAGGCAGCGUGUACUCAGGCAUCGUACCUCUUUGCCCGGCUGACAUCGCUGAUCAGGUUACUUAUUCCGUAACCAGACCUCGCCACGUCCAAAUCGCCGAUAUCUUGUGCUACACUACGAAUCAGGCACACGCGAAGUACUGCGUCUCGAGGCAGGGAGACUCUCUGGGAGCACCUCAAGGAGCUUAG